Messenger RNA from Anguilla anguilla (European eel), 1926 nucleotides. RefSeq names its product F-box and leucine-rich repeat protein 20 (gene fbxl20). NCBI's taxonomy places the organism in Eukaryota, Metazoa, Chordata, Actinopteri, Anguilliformes, Anguillidae. Gene Ontology annotation, molecular function: protein binding. The transcript is spliced from 15 exons. The coding region runs from base 584 to 1894 and encodes 436 amino acids. The record is from RefSeq and is a predicted model, not a curated record. Gene Ontology annotation, biological process: SCF-dependent proteasomal ubiquitin-dependent protein catabolic process. Gene Ontology annotation, cellular component: SCF ubiquitin ligase complex.
UAUGCUUACUCCUAGAUAAUUCGCGGACAACUGCGGUGCUGUCGGUUAGGCCUUAGAAUAAAAUAAAACCUGAGCCCCACAUGUAGAUCGUAUUGUAUUACAUAAAGACCGUUUAGGCCUGAUAAUAUUAGUACACAAUGGGAAAGGAGGAAGGGGGAUGUAGGUUUUACGUGGCAGGCAUAACCUGCAUAAUUACUAGUAGAGACAUCGAAGAAAAACAGAAGUUACACCGGAGAUGCAGGUUUCCCUUACGACGUAGCCUACAAACUGUUACACGUAGUUAUAAAGCUUGCUAAUAGUCCCGAUGAUCGAAAAAGUCUAAUGCCAUCGCAUAUGAGAGAGGGAGGGGAGAGCUGCUGAGCAAAUGAGAUAAGAGGUCGGCUGGUAUGGCUAGGGUAGCAAAGCGGAGGCAGUUUUUAGCUGUUUAACACGAGCAAGCCCAUAGCAGCAAGGCAGAAACAACAACAAUAGCAUGGUAAAUGUUAAACGGGGCAGACAGUUGACCACUGGUAUUAGCGCACUUCUGCGUAUUUAACGCUGGAUUUCAUUUUUUCGGAACGAAUUGGGUAAUUCACCGUCCGCGAUGGGGAAGGAGGUGAACGGAGUGUCGCGGAGCCGGUUUGAGAUGUUCUCCAACAAUGAUGAGGCUGUCAUCAACAAGAAACUACCCAAAGAGCUGCUGUUGAGAAUCUUCUCAUUUUUGGACGUGGUGACGUUGUGUCGCUGUGCCCAGGUCUCAAGGUCCUGGAACGUUUUGGCUCUGGAUGGCAGUAACUGGCAGAGGAUCGACCUUUUUGACUUCCAGAGGGACAUUGAGGGCCGUGUGGUGGAGAACAUCUCUAAGCGCUGUGGAGGGUUCCUUAGGAAGCUCAGCCUGCGGGGCUGUCUGGGCGUUGGGGACAGCGCACUCAGGACCUUCUCCCAGAACUGCCGGAACAUCGAGCUCCUCAGCCUGAACGGCUGCACCAAGAUCACGGACACGACGUGCACCAGCCUGAGCAAGUUCUGCCCCAAGCUGAAGCACCUGGACCUGGCCUCCUGCACCUCCAUCACCAACCUGUCCCUCAAAGCGCUCAGUGAGGGGUGCCCCCUGCUGGAGCAGCUGAACAUCUCCUGGUGUGACCAGGUAACCAAGGACGGAAUACAGGCUCUGGUGCGCUGUUGCCCCGGCCUCAAGGGCCUCUUCCUGAAGGGCUGCACGCAGCUGGAAGAUGAAGCUUUGAAGUACAUAGGGGCGCACUGUCCCGAGCUGGUCACUCUCAAUCUCCAGACGUGCUCGCAGAUCACAGACGAGGGGCUGAUCACGAUCUGCCGCGCUUGCCACCGGCUGCAGUCGCUAUGCGUGUCCGGCUGUGCCAACAUCACAGAUGCCAUCCUCAACACGCUGGGCCAGAACUGCCCGCGCCUCAGAAUACUUGAGGUGGCUCGCUGUUCCCAGCUAACAGAUGUGGGCUUCACCACGUUAGCCCGGAACUGCCAUGAGCUGGAGAAGAUGGACUUGGAGGAGUGUGUCCAGAUCACAGACAGCACGCUCAUCCAGCUGUCCGUCCACUGCCCGAGGCUACAGGUCCUGAGCCUGUCCCACUGCGAGCUGAUCACGGACGACGGGAUCCGGCACCUGGGCAGCGGCCCCUGCGCCCACGACCGGCUGGAGGUCGUGGAGCUGGACAACUGCCCGCUCAUCACCGACGCCUCGCUGGAGCACCUGAAGACCUGCCACAGCCUGGACCGCAUCGAGCUCUACGACUGCCAGCAGAUCACCCGCGCCGGCAUCAAGAGGCUGCGGACGCACCUGCCCAAUAUCAAAGUGCACGCCUACUUCGCACCCGUCACUCCGCCCCCCUCCGUGGGAGGAAGUCGUCCCAGGUUCUGUCGCUGCUGUAUCCUGCUAUGAUGUUGAAGGCACUGCCCCCCCCCUCCCCCCCU